UGCACGCACCACUCAGACAAAUGCUGAAGUCGCGAUUAAUUCGACGGUCGUGGGCACUGUAAAGGCUUCCCUUCUCUUCUUUGCUUUAGAUACGUUUGUUUUUCACAUCCUUUGAGUUGCAUCAUAUCUAGAGGGAAAAUGCCGUUGGUUUUUCUCGAACAACUGCCUCUUCCCUCUCUGCAAUCAUAUGUGACUGUAAGCGUGUUGUUGUUCGUUUCGGCCGUUCUCUACGCAUUGAAUGUCACUGUUGGUUCUGAUGAGAAGGAGGAGUUGAAUAUUUACGAUUUUAUGUCUCAGGAUAAUUUUUGUUUUUGGUCGAACUUGAACAUGGCCUACUGUUGUUUGUUUUUGUUCGGGAAAAUUAUCCAAAGGGUUGUAUUUGGAGAUCUUCGCGCCAGUGAACUUCAGCAAAUUCAAGACAGAUUCUGGAACUUUAUUUUCUACAAGUUUAUUUUCAUCUUUGGAGUUCUAAAUGUGCAGAAAUUCAAUGAAGUGAUGUGGUGGACGGCUUGGUUUACUCUACUCGGCUUCUUUCAUUUGUUCACACAGCUCUGUAAAGACAGAUUUGAAUAUUUGUCUUUCUCACCAACAACGUCUCCUUGGUCUCAUGCAAAAGUGAUUGGUUUACUCAAUACUUUGGUGUUAUGUUGCAAUGGAUUGUUCUUCAUCUGUCUUUUUAUUGGUUGGCCAGAUGGCAUACACACUUUCACAUUCAUGUUGGCUGAGUGUAUGUUGUUACUGAUCAAAAUAGUUCAUGGUCUGAUAAGGUAUGGCAUUCAUCUGUGGGAUAUAGGUCAUACCAGUAUGUGGGAAGGAAGAAGCACAUGGAGUUACAACACAGACAUGAUGAUGGAAUUGGCAUUGUACAUUGUGGACUUUGCUCAUCACCUUCACAUGUUGGUGAGAAUGAAUUAAAUAUUAAUUCUUGGUACAGGCAAAAUUUGUAUAUUUUUGUUGAAUGCAACUUGUUUAAUUUGACAUCUGAUUGAUGGUUGUCUGCAUAUGAUCCGCAGGUUUCCCUUGGCAACAGAAGAAGAGUUGAUUAAGAAUAAUGAUGAUUGUGCCAUCUGCUGGGAUUCCAUGGUUGCAGCAAGGAAGCUACCAUGUGGUCAUCUUUUCCAUAAUUCUUGUCUCAGGUCGUGGCUGGAGAAUGACACCUCCUGCCCUACCUGCCGCCAGUCACUUGCCAGCGAUCUGCAGCCUGAGCAGGAGGAGCAGAGGCAAUCAAGAGGAGUGGCUGCAUUCAUGAUGGGGCGUGGGCUAAGAAGAAACCACUUUUUCCACUUUGAUGGUUCUCAGAUAGCCAGCUGGUUUCCAAGCUUCUCUGUGGAGGUCAUGCACACUGGAGUGGAAAAUGCAGCUGAGGGUCAACUUCCAGAGAGCCGCAUUGAAGCUAUGGCACACCAAGUACAGGCCAUGUUUCCAAAUAUGCCAUUCAACAUCAUUAUGGAGGACUUAAGACACACUCACUCCCUUGAGGUCACCACUGAUAAUAUUUUGGAGGGAAACAUAGCAGUGCCUUCUGUCUGGACACCACCUGAGGAACAAUCAGAGGAUUCAGAGCUCCUUCAGAUAGCACACCCAGACUCACUGACACCUUCAAAUACACCUGAAGAAACUGAAAGCUCUACAAGUGAGACAGAACAGGACAGCACAGAAGCAUCUAAUAAUGCGGAAGUGAUGAGAGAACAGGCACUUGAAGAGGCUGCCUCGUUGGAGCAGCGUCCAAAGCGUGACGAGAGCCCACCACCUAAUGAAACACCACCGGGAGAGAGAUACAGGAGUGUAUCGCCAUCUUUGAUGGAGUUUUCAACACAAUCUUCAGUGAGACAGUCCCUGUUGUUAAAGAGAAAAGAGAUGAUGCUUCAACAGGCAAGGAGGCGUUUUAUGGACAAAGAAGUCUCCAAUCAGAGUGAAUCCAGUCAGUAGUUGACGCAAAGUGACAGUCUCUCACAGUGGAAGCAGCUGAUGCCAACGUUCCAGAUGGUAGGGCAGUUGUAGCCCGGAAGAUGAACAUCAGGCUGCUGUUAAACUUUGAAAAUCCCUAUGGGGAGUGCAAGAAACUACGAACAAUUUAAUCAACUUUAUGACUCAGUAAAAACUAACUUUAGACUCAAAGACAAAUUAAAGAUAUCCUCCUUUUGAGGAAACGGGCGUAAGAUAUUUUUCGUAGAUCGAUGGUAAAAGUCACUCAAGGCGUGGUAUUCAAAUGACAUUACUAAGUCAGUUCCGCUUAAUCUCAGUUUCCUUUAAACUUGCCCGUCCAUCUAUUACUGGGUACAUUUUGCAUAGGUUAGAGUGACGAAUUUAUAGCUUCGACUAAAACUUUAGUGUAGCUCACAUAGUGUGCAUUUAGAAGUAUGCAGUGUAGUCGUAUGACAGAACAAAUCACGAAAUAUUGUUUUUACUCCGUGGCAGAUACCUUACUUGUUCUAUAGUGCACGCGACUAAAUUAAUAGAUCUACGCAUCGGGUUUGAUAUUAUCUUUAGGAACCUCGAAAAACUUUGACUAGACCCUUGUGUUGUAAUCGAGGCUCUGAAUGUGAUCCUUGUGCUGAUUCGAGGCUGGACGCUUAUUUACUUUCCAUACUUACAAGGUGGGCGCUUAUUCGGGUGCUUAAUCUAAUAAAUACGGUAGUUUUGUUUUCCAAGGCUGAAAAGUCGUUGAAAUUUGAAAAUUUGUGUUGUCAAAUUUCGUAUGAAAAUGAUUAUGUUAAAUGGCUCAAACUGUUGCAAAAAUCAUAAUUGUAUAACGUUAUGUUGGAGUGUUUUUCUUCAUAAAACACGGAAAAGCCUUUUGAACAGUUCCUGGGAUUUCAUGGGGUUAAGAUAAUACAAACUCUGUGGUAUUUAUGUUCAAUAGUUUUGUAGUUAAAUUUGUAAAUAAAAGAAGGUAGUUAUUAAAUGAUGAUCACUGCAGUGGAUGAACUCA
Molecule: messenger RNA, 2932 nt
Organism: Pocillopora damicornis (cauliflower coral)
Lineage: Eukaryota; Metazoa; Cnidaria; Anthozoa; Scleractinia; Pocilloporidae
Product: E3 ubiquitin-protein ligase AMFR-like
Biological process (GO): protein K48-linked ubiquitination; ubiquitin-dependent protein catabolic process; endoplasmic reticulum unfolded protein response
Cellular component (GO): ubiquitin ligase complex; endoplasmic reticulum; cytosol
Molecular function (GO): ubiquitin protein ligase activity; ubiquitin binding
Source: RefSeq, a predicted model, not a curated record